Cygnus atratus (black swan) is the source of this 981-nucleotide messenger RNA. Its product is annotated as olfactory receptor 1052-like. Lineage: Eukaryota; Metazoa; Chordata; Aves; Anseriformes; Anatidae. The record is from RefSeq and is a predicted model, not a curated record. Gene Ontology annotation, molecular function: olfactory receptor activity; G protein-coupled receptor activity; odorant binding. Gene Ontology annotation, biological process: G protein-coupled receptor signaling pathway; sensory perception of smell. The transcript has a single exon. The coding region runs from base 43 to 981 and encodes 312 amino acids. Gene Ontology annotation, cellular component: membrane.
UGUGUCUUUGUGCUCUCUCCCUUGGUAGACACGAGGCCCUGAAUGGCAGAGGAGAAUUGCACCUUGGUGGCAGAGUUCAUUCUCGAGGGCCUGACUGACCAACCAGAGAUGAAGGCAGCCCUCUUCGUGGUGUUUCUGCUCAUCUACAUGAUCACCCUUUUGGGCAACAUGGGGAUAAUCAUCAUCAUCCAAGGUGACCCCCGGCUCCAUACAUCCAUGUACUUCUUCCUUGGCAGCCUCUCGGUGGUGGACAUCUGCUUCUCCUCUGUGAUUGCCCCCAGGACUCUGGUGAACUUCCUAUCAGAGAGGAGGACCAUUUCCUUUGCUGGCUGCACAGGCCAAACCUUCUUCUACAUUGUCUUUGUGACCACCGAGUGCUUUCUGCUGGCCGUCAUGGCAUAUGACCGGUACGUGGCCAUCUGUAACCCACUGCUCUAUUCAGCCGUUAUGACUCGGAGGCUGUGUGUGCAGCUGGUGGUGGGGUCCUACAUCGGGGGCAUCCUGAAUGCCAUCAUACAGAUGACCUUCAUCAUCAGGCUGCCCUUCUGCAACUCCAACGUCAUCAAUCACUUCUUCUGCGAUGUUCCUCCCCUCCUGGCUCUGUCCUGUGCCAACACCUACAUCAAUGAGAUGAUCCUCUUCUCCUUAGCUGGUAUCAUUGAGCUUAGCACCAUCUCCAUCAUCCUGGUCUCAUACACCUUCAUUUCCUUUGCCAUCCUGAGGAUCCGUUCAGCUGAAGGUAGGCAAAAAGCCUUCUCCACCUGUGUGUCCCACCUGACAGCUGUGACCCUGUUGUAUGGGACGACAAUCUUCAUGUAUUUGCGCCCCAGCUCUAGUUACUCCCUGAACACAGAUAAGAUGGUCUCUGUCUUCUACACAGUGGUGAUUCCAAUGCUGAACCCACUCAUCUACAGCCUGAGGAACCAAGUGGUGAAGGAUGCACUGAGGAGAAGAGCAGAAAGAAUCACUGUUGGGGUCUGA